Molecule: messenger RNA, 555 nt
Organism: Lindgomyces ingoldianus
Lineage: Eukaryota; Fungi; Ascomycota; Dothideomycetes; Pleosporales; Lindgomycetaceae
Exons: 6
Coding region: 1-555 (184 amino acids)
Source: RefSeq, a predicted model, not a curated record
AUGACAACAAUUUACAUGGGGUUAGGGUCUCAUAUAGGCAUAAUGGAGGAAACAUGCCAGAGUUUAGUCAACUUGUCGAAAUUCGGGCUUUUAGCAGGGCUUUUGGAAAGACCAUAUUACGGCCAUGAGAUUAAGUGGAAGGACAAGAGAAACCAGUCCAUCCUCUAUGUGAGGGAAACAAAUCGGAGGAGUGACUAUUUUCUUGAAGGAUGCAGUAUUUCCAACACUGGUUUCCACUUUCUUUCUUGCUAUAUGCCUGAGACCAAGUCAAAUGCUCUUGAAGUCCCGGUACCGCGACAUAAACCUUCAAGCCGAUGGCUUGACACUACUGUUGAUACGGCUGGGAGUGUGGCUACAGUAUCAUACCUGAUGUCUCGGGCAAUUUGCCGAGUCAGGGCUGUUCUAAAUGCACAAGUAUGGGAUGGCGACCAAUAUGUGCUCUGGGAAAAGUCAUACCGGAGAUUCUUUACACAUUUCGAAUGUCGGUUGAACGAAGAUCAUAAGCACCUGACAGAAAGGCCAAAAAUCUAUAAUCACACCCUGAAAAACUGCUAG